AGUAUCUGCGCGAUCGCACUUCACCAGUAACAGGAUGCUUUUCUUCUCGAGACAAGCACUCGAACCGUUCGGAUAGUGACAGUCGACUGAACCACAGCCAGGACCGAUCGUCAUCGUUCGACGGGAGAGACCUGCAGCUUAAACCGGAUUCCUGUGGCGCUCAGAACGAGUUCCGGCACCGUGACGAUAUGCACGCACAGGAAUAUAGAACGGCCAAGUUGCGACGUUGGAGGACAUUCAGGGCGUGACGUAGCAGUUGUUUACGUGUUGUUGCCAGGACGGGGAAAAAAAGCGUCGAGAAUGCUCCGAACGGGCACUCUUAGUUGCUGGUGAUAAACAACAUUCGUGGAGAUGGUUGUUGUUGCUGACCAUCGCUCGAUCAGGGUACGAUCGUUGAAGUUGCAAACCGACUAGUUUGACUGAGAAAUGCUGACUCACGUCUCAUGCCCGGCCAAUGCAUCGAUCAUUCAGUAAUAGAAUAUAUUUCGGUGAAGUUCGAGGUGAAAUUCUUCUUUUAAUCCUGCGAUGCUGUUUUUACAGAUAAGAUAGUGAAUAUUGUCUGUUUGCUUUUCGUUGCGAUAAGAUGGUGAAAUUGAAUCACCCUUACGCACACAACCGUACAUUCGAACCGGUGUAGGGUCAAAUCUUGUCAAUCCAGUUUGGCCGAACCGACUCAACCGCUAUCGGUGUCAAAGGUGGUUCACGUUCCGUUUCUGCUUACGAUCGAACAAGUUAAUGUGCGAUCGGACGUUGUGAACCAUUGCACGCUUAACAAUCAACAACAUAUUACUACAACAUAGUGCUUUGGGUGAAGUUGGUUUUGAUUCAUUUUAAUCGGUGUUUUGUGCAGUGUUCCAGUGUAUAGUUCGAAGUUUAAAGUAUUUAAAAUGAUCGGAAACGCUAUAAGAUUAACAGUUCUUACCUUGUGUUUAUUUGGAGUGAUAUCAACGAUCAGUGGACAAACAUCCCCAACGAUGGUGAACUCGGGAAAUCGCCCCGUUGUGCUGGUAACGAACAAGGAAACACCGGAAAAGGGCAUCAACAAACUGAAGCAAAAAUGUGAUGUGAUCUUCCCCAAAAGUCAUCCGGCAACACGCGAUGAAAUUCUGGAACUGGCGGGCCAGGUCGACGGGAUACUGUGGGUUGGCCAUAUGGCGCUAAACGGCGAGGUGCUGGAUCGGGGUGGCGAACGGCUGAAAGCUAUCUCCACGAUGUCAGCCGGCAUGGAUUACGUCGACAUCGACGAGUUUCGGAAGCGCAAGUUCCCGCUCGGCUACACCCCGAUCGUGCUGAAUGAUGCUGUAGCAGAUUCUGCCAUCGGGCUAAUGAUUGCAGCGGGCCGUCGGUACCACGAGGGUCGGCUGGCCAUCGAUCAGUCACAGUGGAAGGGUGGCCCACAGUGGCUGCUCGGGCAAGACAUUAAGGGCAGUACGGUGGGCAUCAUCGGCAUGGGUGGUAUCGGGCAAACGAUCGCCAAGCGGCUACAAGGGUUCGACAUUGGGCAGCUGCUGUACUCGGGCCGCCGCCCCAAACCGGAAGCCGAAGCACUCGGUGCGAAGAUGGUGCCCCAGGACGAGCUGCUGCAGGAGAGCGAUUACGUGUUCAUCGCCGUUCCGCUUACCAACGAAACGUAUCACAUGAUAAACGAGACUUCGCUCAGCAAAAUGAAGCGUACGGCCGUACUGGUGAACGUGGCGCGGGGCGAUAUCGUCGAUCAGAAGGCGCUGGUAGCGGCGCUCAAGAAUGGUACGAUCUUUGCGGCCGGAUUGGACGUAAUGACGCCCGAACCGCUGCCAGCGGACGAUGAGCUGCUGAGCCUCCCGAAUGCAGUUGUCAUUCCACAUCUAGGAUCUGCAACGGUUCAGACGCGCAACAAUAUGGCUGAAAUUGCAGCCCUUAACGUGCUGGCGGGAAUAGCCAACACGCCCAUGUUUUCUCCAUAUCCGUAUUAAAUUGUUUAAGCAAACCCUUUUUUUUUUUUGCAACAUGCGUACCUGCAUCUGGUGCGCCCUAUCCUAUACCUAGCAUGGGCAACUGUACGAAUUAAGGCAGAGAACUGCGGUUCCUCGAAAGCAAAAGGUAAACAUUUAAAAAAGGCUACUCUAAUAUCACUCUUUGAGGCAACUAAUGAAACCAAAUUAGUUAUUUAGAAAUGAAUUUUAUGUUGGACGUGACGCAAUUCGGAACAUUCACUAGUGUACGACUGAUUAUGCAGAUAGUUUUUAUACAAAAGGGCAAGGAAAUAAGAAAUGCAACCUUACACUAGUAUUGUAUUGCCAUUAAAGUGCCUUUUCUUCGUGGUAA
Anopheles stephensi (Asian malaria mosquito) is the source of this 2304-nucleotide messenger RNA. Its product is annotated as glyoxylate reductase/hydroxypyruvate reductase-like. Gene Ontology annotation, cellular component: cytosol. The record is from RefSeq and is a predicted model, not a curated record. Gene Ontology annotation, molecular function: hydroxypyruvate reductase [NAD(P)H] activity; hydroxypyruvate reductase (NADH) activity; glyoxylate reductase (NADPH) activity. The coding region runs from base 888 to 1952 and encodes 354 amino acids. NCBI's taxonomy places the organism in Eukaryota, Metazoa, Arthropoda, Insecta, Diptera, Culicidae. The transcript is spliced from 5 exons.